CACCGGGCAGUGAACAAUACCCCCGGCUGUCGCCCGCUCUCGAACACGAGACUACUUGGCGCUCAGUGUUCAAAAACCGCCCCGGUGUACUUACCGAUCCGUGAGCUGACCUCGUCCCCCAAAUCCAACCCCAUUCGUCCCCUUUAUUCUCGUCCAGUUCCAUUCCCCAUUUUUUUCUCGAUCUGGAAACAGCAAGAAAUUACGAUCGAGGGUUUUACCUGUCCAGGCCACAUGGAUUCUGAGAUUAAGCCCGGAGAUGGCUUCCUCGACCUCAACUUCGCUGCUGGAGAACAGCCGGAAACCCUAACCGGAGUGGAGGAAGCUGAACAAGCUGAGGCGGCGAUUGGCAAACACGAUGACGGGACGGACUCCGGAGGCGGCGGUUUAGCUGAAACCGAGAAGGUUACCGUGGAAGCCGAAGAUACGGAGGCAGACGAUGAUGUGGUCGAUGAGAAAUCGAAGGACCGAAGUGUGAGAUCCAGUGCAAAGCGAAAGAAGGGAAGGCGGCGGAAAUCUGCUGCGGUUCUCGAUGAGCAUGAUUCUUGUUGCUGCCCCUUUCAGGAUGAGAACAAGACUGUGUUUGCAGUUUCUGAUUUGGUUUGGGGUAAGGUGAGGAGCCACCCAUGGUGGCCGGCUCAAAUAUUCGAUCCUUUUGAUGCCUCCGAGAUGGCAUCGAACAAUCGGAAAAAGGAUCACUAUCUAGUUGCUUAUUUCGGAGACAAAACCUUCGCUUGGUGCGAUGAUUCACAGUUGAAGCCUUUCCAGAAACACUUUUCGCAGUUGGCAAACCAAAACAGCAUGGACGUGUUUCUAACCGCUAAGAAUGCCGCGCUUCAGGAGGUUUCACGGCGUGUUGAUUUGGGAAUGGCAUGCCCCUGUUUUAGGGAUGAAGGUUAUGCUAGACUUCGGGACUCGAAGUUUGAGAAUGCUGGUGUACGAGAAGGAACUACCAACUAUGCUGUUGACCGGUCCUGGAUCGCAAGCUCCUUUGAUCCUCUUAGGUUAAUUGGUUCUAUCCGAGCAUUGGCACGGUCACUGAAUGAAGGGGUAGACAAGUUGGAGCUCGUAAUAUUCAAAUCUCAGUUGAAAGCCUUCUAUCGCUCAAAAGGGUAUUCUGAACUUCCGGUGUUCGUUGUUGGGGCAGGACUAGAGGAUAACAUUGAGGCUUCUCUAUCAAAAUUUUUAGAUAGUGCUUCUAGGAAGAAGAGUAAGUCAGGCGACAAAGGGAGCUCGGUUGGCAAAGAGAAGCUUGGUUCGGUAUCUAAGGAAAAGAUAUCAGGUAAAGAAGUUGCAGGCCUCUUAAGUUCGACUUCUUCUGAUGAAGUUUCUAUGAAGAGAAAGUCAAGAGAUAAUGGUGGUUCAGUUAACAAAGGGAAACAGGGUUCACAAUCUAAGAACAAAAGAUCAGGCAAAGAAGUUGCUGAUCGCCCAAAUCAAACUUCUAAGCUGAUCGGCAAACAGGAGCAGAGUCCACCAUCCAAACUGAAAAAAUCAGGUAAAAGAUUCUUUGAUCCCUCUCCAGAUACUGAUUCGAGAAAGACAAAGUCAGUACGCCGGUGGAGCUCUGUUGGCACAGAGAGACAUGUAGUUGAGUGUGGUAGGAAAAGGAAGAGUGUGUCAAAACUGAUCGAAGAGAGUGAUCAUCAGGGUUCAGAUGAUGACAAAGGUACUUCACGUUCAUCUCACAGAAAACUGGAAGUGGAAGAUUUUGAUGUCGAUGAUAUAGGGAAGGGAAAGGAGAAAAAACUCGACGCAUUAGGAGAUUUCGUGUCCAAAUCACAGACUUCAAGUUCUAGACAACAGUCCAAGUUCGGGGAACUGAUGCGCCGAGUGGCAGGGCAGAUGACGGGAUCACCUCCUAUGCUGAAGCCUAAUGGUGAAACAGUUCGUAGAAGCUCAUCUAAAGUGACCCGUAGAAAACGGGGCAGCAGUGCUAUCCUUAAACAGAAGAAGUCUAUGCGAGAAACUAAUAGCGUCUCAAAUGGAAAUUCCUCAGAUGAGAUGCGUCCAGCAGGCACUGCAGUUAGUGAGGAUGAAAAAUCAGUAUCCAAUGGGCAGGACACCGAAGAACAACAAAUGAAGAAGCAAAAGAAGCAGCAGCAACCUGAUGAACAACAAAUUUCGGAUAUGAAUUCGGAGGGUAAUUCAUUAAAUCCAAGUAACAGGUCCUCAGAGUUUUCAACGAAAGACUACUUGCCUUCUGAAGCUGAACCUGACACAACCUUUUCAGUUCACAAGAACGAAGUUAUUUCAGACGUGAUGUGUGUCGAUGCCCAUGGAUGAGAUGAUGGGUACGCUGUUCUGGAUGACCAUAUUUAGCUCUUCUAGAUUUUUUCAUUUUCUCGUUGGCCGAUUUUAGUUCUUUGAACUGGUAUAUCGUUCUCAUUGUGCAAUAUUUAUUUGCUCCUCGCAAAUGCUUCGAUAAUAUAAGCUACUACAUAAUCAGUUAGGGUAUGUUGUAGUUAUAUUAAUAGUACAGUGAGCUCCUUCUGUUGGCUUAACUAUUUAUGGUUGCUGGUCAUUGGUAUGUUUUAGAGAAUUGUGACUUUUUAUUUCGUCUGCAA
Molecule: messenger RNA, 2564 nt
Organism: Zingiber officinale
Lineage: Eukaryota; Viridiplantae; Streptophyta; Magnoliopsida; Zingiberales; Zingiberaceae
Exons: 3
Coding region: 232-2283 (683 amino acids)
Source: RefSeq, a predicted model, not a curated record